This is a messenger RNA of Drosophila teissieri, 261 nucleotides long. RefSeq lists its product as uncharacterized. The record is from RefSeq and is a predicted model, not a curated record. NCBI's taxonomy places the organism in Eukaryota, Metazoa, Arthropoda, Insecta, Diptera, Drosophilidae.
AUGAAAGCGCAACAGACAACGGCAGGACCACAGGAACACGACCACACGACAACUGAGCGGGACAGGAUUGGGAGGACUAGGGGGCAGGGACAUGGACAUGGACAGGGACGGGGUGCAAGUGAAGGAGCAGGAGAUGCAGGACAACUAAAUAGGCGAACCGCAAAAACUCAUCGUCAAGGAGCGAGAGAUACGGCCAGGGAAAAGUGGGAAAAUAGAUGGGGAAUCCAACUAUGCAGCCAUAAUAAAAUUCACGGGAAUUGA